AUGAAUGAAGGUCUUUGGCAUUAUGUUGUUUUGGGUCAAAAUACUCAUAGAACUUCAACAAUAAGCAUGCUAGUGGAUUCCUCAUGUGAAAACUUUAAGCCAAGAAUUGCCAAAGUGGAAACCAUUUUUCCCAGGAACUUCUUGUCCAUAGAUUUUUACCCUAGUUUCAACAAGAUGCCACUCUUAACUCAAAGUGUAUUCACUUUCAUUUUGAAGGUGGAAGCUAUGGUGGAUAAGACCAUCUGUGCCUUGUCUACCGUGUUCAUUAGAUCAUCCGGAUCAACUUUCACAGAAGACAUUUUGCGGCUUCGGAAGGACUGGGGAUCAGCAUCACCCUGUGAUGAGUACCUCUCUCGGGGUGAAGUGCCGAAUUUUAUUACAGAUGACAAAUGA
This is a messenger RNA of Ilex paraguariensis (yerba mate), 393 nucleotides long. The record is from the annotation of a GenBank genome assembly. Lineage: Eukaryota; Viridiplantae; Streptophyta; Magnoliopsida; Aquifoliales; Aquifoliaceae.